Molecule: messenger RNA, 294 nt
Organism: Ambispora leptoticha
Lineage: Eukaryota; Fungi; Glomeromycota; Glomeromycetes; Archaeosporales; Ambisporaceae
Source: the annotation of a GenBank genome assembly
GAUCAGCAACAAAACAAAGAAGUUCGAUCACAUAAAAAGAAAGAAGUGGAAAAUAUCAUGCAAGAUGUAUUUGAUUUUACCAUGAAUGAAUCUAAUAAAAAUCACAUGACAAAAUUUUUGCUUACGGGUCAUGAGGAAAAUUCAGAUGCAUUGAAUAAUAUAGUCCGCUUAUACGAAGAUGCAUGUAAUGCAGAAGAUAAAAUGAUAAAAGCCAAUCAGGCAGAAAUUUUAUGCUGGUGUAAUUUUAUUAUAGGACUGGAUAAAAGUGUGGAUAAAAUUAUGAUCAAAGAAAAG